Molecule: messenger RNA, 984 nt
Organism: Eptesicus fuscus (big brown bat)
Lineage: Eukaryota; Metazoa; Chordata; Mammalia; Chiroptera; Vespertilionidae
Product: deleted in malignant brain tumors 1 protein-like
Exons: 3
Coding region: 1-984 (327 amino acids)
Cellular component (GO): membrane
Source: RefSeq, a predicted model, not a curated record
AUGGCCAAGGUGGCUGCCGGGGGUAGUCCUGCUCAUCCCAUGGGCAAUCCUGGGGCUCCCUACUUUGGAGCAUCCUUAGACCUGGCAGGAAAGGAUGUCCCCAUUCCUUUCCCUGGGAUGGAGAAGAACCCUUGGGCAUGUGGAAAGCUGACGCCUGCCCUGGGCAUGGCCAUGAGGGAGGCCCUGAGUCUGGAACCAGCCUCGGGCCUGGAGCUCAGCACAGACAUGGAGGGGGUGUCCUUGUGCCAUCCUCUAGGGUUCCGGACUGAUUCGGGUAUGACCCUGAGGCUGAUGAACGGCGGUGACCGGUGUCAGGGCCGCGUGGAGGUCCUCUACCGAGGCUCCUGGGGCACCGUGUGUGACGACAACUGGGACACCAACGACGCCAAUGUGGUGUGCAGGCAGCUGGGCUGUGGUGGGGCCAGGUCGGCCCCAGGAAGUGCCUGGUUUGGGCAGGGCUCAGGGCCGAUCCUGCUGGACGACGUGGGCUGUUCGGGGCAGGAGUCCUACCUGUGGAGCUGCCCGCACCGGGGAUGGAACUCGCACAACUGCAACCACGGCGAGGACGCCAGCGUCAUCUGCUCAGGAGCUGAUGACAGUUUGGCCCUGAGGCUGGUGAACGGUGGUGACCGGUGUCAGGGCCGCGUGGAGGUCCUCUACCAAGGCUCCUGGGGCACCGUGUGUGACGACUUGUGGGAUACCAACGACGCCAACGUGGUGUGCAUGCAGCUGGGCUGUGGCGAGGCCAGGUUGGCCCCAGGAAGUGCCUGGUUUGGGCAGGGCUCAGGACAGAUCCUGCUGGAUGACGUGGGCUGCUCAGGGCACGAGACCUACCUGUGGAGCUGCCCGCACAGGGGCUGGAACUCCCACAACUGCAACCACGGCGAGGAUGCCAGCGUCAUCUGCUCAGGUCUGCUCUGUGAGGGCAGUGGGCCCUCUGAGACCAACAGGCUAUGCCUUGUAGUUGUCUAUGGUCAGGCCUGA